Cimex lectularius (bed bug) is the source of this 837-nucleotide messenger RNA. RefSeq lists its product as uncharacterized. The transcript is spliced from 4 exons. Lineage: Eukaryota; Metazoa; Arthropoda; Insecta; Hemiptera; Cimicidae. The record is from RefSeq and is a predicted model, not a curated record. Bases 344 to 778 code for a protein of 144 amino acids.
AUUAUGAUGCAUUUGUCCUGGUUUUUUACUUAACACAUGUUUUUAAAUUUGUUUUACUUUUCUUUUUGUUGCCUAACACAUUAUUAGUUUUUAAGUAAAUUCACACACUUUACAGCAAAAUUAAAUAAAAUAAAGAUUGAAAAAGAACAACAACUAAAAGUUAAGAAAGUCCGUGUUGUGCGCGGUGAUCAUCGGCUAAGCUUAAGAUUUUCACCAAAUGCAUUUUUAAUAUAAUUAGCCAGUACAGGAGGAAUUUGGCACAACUAACAGACCUUAGCCAGCCAGUAAGGGAGGUAUUCAGUGUUAAUAGUUUAAAACUGGACAAUAAACUGUGGCGACUAUAAUGCAAAAACUGUUCGUAAAGAAGUUAUUCCAAAUAAAAGAGGAGAAAAUAAUUUUCAAAAUGAAGAUGUCAAACGCUAACAUUAAAAGCGCCAUCGAAAGAAGCAACAGUUUAAGGUCGUUCUUCAUAAAUAAAACGAGUGUAGGCAACGUUUUUAAAAUUAACAAAGAGCCACCAGUAAUUUAUGACAAGAUCGGAGAGAUAGAUCUAAAAUCAAUCAGAGACGAGUGCACAGGAGCCAGGCUCAUGAUCGGAAGUGCAUAUAGCAAAAAUACACGAGAACGGCAUAUACAGAGGUAUCACCACUUUAAAAAUCUAGCCAGUGCUAUAUGCGACGCGGCGUUGAGAAUCGGCGGGCCGGCGUUCCUUUGCUUCUUAAUCAUAACGGCAAAUUCGAGGAACCCCGCACUGAGAGCUUGGCAAAAACAGUUCUGACAAACGUCGGUAUCACCUUUUUGCGGUUUAUUUACUAAAUAGAAAAGAAAUUCUUAUUA